Messenger RNA from Perkinsus marinus ATCC 50983, 608 nucleotides. RefSeq lists its product as hypothetical. The record is from RefSeq and is a predicted model, not a curated record. The transcript has a single exon. NCBI's taxonomy places the organism in Eukaryota, Perkinsozoa, Perkinsida, Perkinsidae. The annotation marks the transcript as partial.
AUACCUUCCGCGGGAAACUAAACGUAGACGUUGUCACUACUGGUGAUACAACGGCUGCGAACUCUGAGACGGUUCCGUGCACUGGAGGCCUCAGCACUACGAGUGGGGUUGAAAACCCUACUUUUCCCGGUAAUAAUGAUCUUGAAGAUGACCCUGAGAUCUUAGAAGACGGUGAGAUCGAGGAGGUCCACUUCAUCUUCCGCGUUGACAAAGACACCCGCAAGAGAUGCCUUGAGCGCUGGCGUCUACGAGCCGCAGAACUUCCAACAGUGAAGAGUGUCACUGAAUGUCAGAAACAACCAGAUGAGCAACGUGUGGUUGGGACGAUGGGAUGCUUGAUAGACUUUGGUUGCACUGAGACUGUGCUGGGGUUCUUCAGCUCUGCUGUAUGCUCUAGUCUCGCUCGUAGUGGCGGCUGCUCAGGGCCGUGGGAUUUAAACUUCAGUGACUUGGCUUCUGCGUGCGUGGUGGAGGUAUCUGACGACAGCCUUUGUUUCCCACUGAAGCUCAUGCAGGGCAAGCACAUCUCCCGAUUGGUCUUGAGGAUGCAUCAAGACUGGCAAAUGAUGAAGCAGGCCUCAGAUCUUGACGAUUUCAGCCGAGAAGAA